Molecule: messenger RNA, 9941 nt
Organism: Venturia canescens
Lineage: Eukaryota; Metazoa; Arthropoda; Insecta; Hymenoptera; Ichneumonidae
Product: fibrillin-2-like
Exons: 37
Coding region: 449-9082 (2877 amino acids)
Molecular function (GO): transforming growth factor beta binding; calcium ion binding
Source: RefSeq, a predicted model, not a curated record
GCAGUCUGACGUCGAGAUCCGUCGACGCAUCGUUUCGGGGGUUCGUCUUUGGUCACGCGACUCUUUCCGCCGAGUAUAUUUUCGACACUAUUUUUCUGAGUUAACUUUGCGUAAAAAUUGAUCGAUCGAACGAUGCGACGAAUAUUGUGACAAGUGUGUGCGCGUGUGUGGUUUUUGCGUUCACGGUCCUUAGAAGCAAUCGCGUCGAUUGAAUUGUAUUUUCAAAAAUCUUAGCAGUUUUGAUGCACGAUCGGAUUCAUUGAAAAGCCUCGAUAUCCGGACCUAACUCACUUAAUUUAGUGAACGCGCGAGUGAUCCGCGGAGACUCGAUGAAAUGGCUGGUGAUCGUUCGACUUAACGAAUGCCGGCAAACGCCACCACUCGGACUUUACAUUCGUUAAUGUCCAGCAUCCUUUGUUUUCGUUGUAAAACAAAUAAGUGAUUAACAAUGUUGUCGAACCGAGCUCAAUUCCUUUCCGCGAUCGCUCUCAUCCUUCUGGCUGAUCGGACGCUCCAGGAAAAUCCUCCUGGACCACGUUUCACACCCGGAACUACUCAGGAUCUUGAUAACAACUUGCAAACGAAUCCACCUACCGGACCGAAUAUUUGUCGAACGAGGUACAAAAGCUACUGCUGUCCCGGCUGGACUAGAAAACCCGAAACAGGACUUUGCGUUAUUCCUAUUUGUUCAAGGCGAUGUGGCAAUCAAGGCAGAUGUAUAAGGCCAAAUAUUUGUCUGUGUGACAGUGGUACCGUUGCAUCAGUGUGUGGCGCGGCUCAAUCUAGAGCGCUGACUCACGAGAACCACACCAAUGCUGAAGCACCGAAAGGAUCAACCGGAAGUAAGGCGGCUGCUCGAAACAGUGGAACCUGCAGAGUUCAUUGUAUCAAUGGCAACUGCGUCGAUGGACGAUGUCAAUGCAGACCGGGAUACCAAGGCGAAUUUUGCAACGAACCAAUUUGUCGGGAAGCUUGUCUGAAUCAGGGAAGAUGCAUCGGCCCGGAUCGUUGCGCCUGCAUUUACGGUUACACCGGAAGACGGUGCGACACCGAUUACAGGGUUGGUCCCUGUUACACGAAAGUACGAAACGGCCAGUGUCUCGUGAACCUGCAGGGGGUCGUUUGUACCCGUCAAAUGUGUUGCGCCACAGUUGGAAAAGGUUGGGGUCAUCCUUGCGAGCGAUGUCCAGCGAGGUUGGACUGCGAAAUUGGCCAUUUGAAAACGAACCAAGGCAAUUGCGUGGAUAUAAACGAGUGCGAGGCGAUUCCUGGCCUGUGCGAGGGUGGAAAAUGUGUCAACACGCCGGGAUCUUUCACUUGUGAAUGCCCGGAAGGCCAAACUCGAGAUCUCGAGACGAACGAGUGCACGGACAGGGACGAGUGUGAGGAUGAGGGCAUUUGCACUGACGGCCGAUGCAUCAAUACCGUUGGUGGAUAUUACUGCGUCUGUAAUCCUGGAUUCAUACAGAGCCAAGACCGAAAACUUUGCAUCGACGGAAGACAAGGACUCUGUUACACCGCGGUGAAUCGGAGCGGCCAGUGUAAAAAUCGUCUGGCUGUUAGAUUGAGCAAAAAAGAUUGUUGUUGCGGCAAAAACAUGGGCCGAGGUUGGGGAGACGAAUGUUUCAUUUGUCCCCACAGUGGGAGCGUCGACUAUAGAAAAUUGUGCUCGGAGUCCCAACAAUUCACCGUCAACGAGUGCGCCCUCAGACCCGACAUUUGCGGCGACGGGAAAUGCAUCGAUACGCCGGAAGGCUACGAGUGCGAAUGUUAUCCGGGCUUCGUUAAGAAGGCCGGAAGAUGCGAGGACGUCGACGAGUGCCAAGAGGAUUACUGCCAGGGCGGUACCUGCCGAAAUUUCCCUGGAAGCUUCACCUGCGAGUGUCCACCGGGUUUCGUCGUUUCUGGCGAAGGCCGUUAUUGCACCGAUCACGACGAGUGCCAGGACACAGGAAUGUGCACAAAUGGGCACUGCACCAACAUGAACGGCUCGUUCCAGUGCAAAUGUAACGACGGAUACGUCCUCUCGCCCUCGAAAAACACUUGUAUAGAUAUCAACGAGUGCUCGGAGAAUCCUCGGAUAUGCCUUAACGGAAGAUGCGAAAACAUACCUGGCUCCUAUCACUGCGCUUGUCAGUCCGGAUUCACGCCCUCGAGAGACAACACUUUUUGCGUCGACAUGGACGAGUGCUCCAACACUGGUAUGUGUGCCAAUGGAAAAUGCGUCAACAUGGAAGGCUCUUUCAAGUGUGUUUGCGAUUCUGGAUUCAGACUUGGACCGGAUCAGAGUCAUUGCAUCGACAUCGACGAAUGCCAGAGCGCACCCUGCCAGAAUGGCCGAUGCAAGAACACUCCAGGAAGCUUUCGGUGCGAGUGCAAUCUGGGUUUCAACCUCGGUCCCGACGGCAGAUCCUGUUUGGACACGAGAAGAGACCUCUGUUACUCUCAGUACAGAGACGGUCAAUGCUCCAAUCCAACUUCUGUGGCUGUCACGAAAUCGAGUUGUUGCUGUUGUACCGUCAUCAUUGGCCAGCCCCUUGGUUGGGGGACCAAUUGCGAGGCGUGUCCGAUGCCUGACACGACAGAAUUCGAGGGACUUUGUCCACACGGAGCAGGAAUGACUUAUAACGGGGAUGAUAUCAACGAGUGCGCCCAGAAUCCUAACAUUUGUGUGAACGGAGGCUGCGAGAAUCUCAUGGGCACUUAUCGAUGCAUCUGUGACAAUGGUUACGAGCUCGAUCCUUCUGGCAAGAUCUGCAGUGACAUAAACGAGUGCGAGCUCGAGGAUUCUCUGUGCAGUGGUGGUCAGUGUAGAAACACACCUGGCAGUUUUCAGUGUGUUUGUCCAACUGGCACAAGACUGAACAGCGAUAAUCAAAUGUGCGAAGACGUUGACGAGUGCUACGAGCUCGGUCCGGACGUUUGUGUCAAUGGAGUUUGCAUCAACACGCGUGGAUCGUACGAGUGCGAAUGCUCUUCCGGUUAUAUUUUGGACAACACUGGACACAUCUGCAUGGACAAUCGCCGAGGCUCGUGUUGGACGAAAAUGAUAGAAGGCCGCUGCGAAAACAAUUUUCCUCGGCUGGCAUUGAAGUCGGAAUGUUGCUGCUCGGUCGGACUCGCCUGGGGUAGUCCCUGCGAAACUUGCGACCAAUCCUUGUGCGAAUGCUCCAAAGGGUAUGCCAAAGUCGACGGAAAGGGAUGCGCUGAUAUAAACGAAUGCGAACUCAACACUGGGAUUUGCAAAGGGGGUGGAACCUGCGUCAAUACCGACGGUUCUUAUCGAUGCGAAUGCCCGCCCGGACUGAUUCUUGAUUCAACGCAUACCACGUGCAUCGACACGCGACAAGAAACUUGCUACAUGGACUACCGCCACGGACAUUGCACCAGUGCAAUCGAGGGAAGAUUCUCGAAGAACAUUUGCUGCUGCUCCGUCGGACGCGCAUGGGGCAGUGACAAGUGCGAAGCUUGUCCCAAACCUGGAACCCAAAUAUUUGCAGAGUUGUGUCCCAAAGGCGACGGCUUCAACGAGAGACAAGACAUCAACGAGUGCGUCGAGUUUCCUGGAAUGUGUCAAAACGGACGGUGCAAAAAUACGGUCGGCAGUUACAGUUGUCGAUGCAACCAGGGCUAUGCCCUCGAGGAAAAUGGACUCAAGUGCAUCGAUAUCGACGAGUGUGAAAUAAUGCACGGCGUUUGCGGCAAUGGAACGUGCCGCAACACUCCGGGGACCUUUCAAUGUGACUGCAAUUCUGGAUAUCGGAGCAGUGACAUUAUGAAGAUUUGCAUGGACAUAAACGAAUGUGACGAAACACCGGGCUUGUGCAGAGGCGGAACUUGCCGAAAUACCGAAGGUGGCUUCAAGUGCGUUUGCCCUCCGGGCCACGAAUUGAGUCCUGACAAACAAUCCUGCAAAGAUAUUGACGAGUGCUCGAGGACGAGUGGCAUUUGCUCGAACGGAGUUUGCGAAAACAUGAUGGGAACUUACCAAUGCAUUUGCGACGAUGGUUACCGACAAACUGGCCUAAAAUCCCACUGCGAAGAUAUCAAUGAGUGUGCCACUAACAACGGGGGAUGUGAAAAUAUUUGUAUCAAUACGCCUGGAAGUUUCUCGUGCUCCUGCAGCACGGGGUUUGCUCUCAAUCUUGAUGGACGCUCGUGCGUCGACGUGGACGAGUGUAAAGAAAAUCCCAGGAUUUGCAACGGUGGCAAAUGCACAAACACACCCGGAAGUUACUCCUGCAGCUGCACCGGAGGACUGCUCCCGUCGAACUUUGGCACGUCGUGCAUAGACGUUGACGAGUGCGUGAGCCAACCGCGCAUUUGCGGAUACGGAGAAUGUCACAAUACAAUCGGCUCGUUCGAUUGCCGCUGCGACGAAGGAUAUUCGGUGAAACCGGAGGGCGGACCUGAAUGCACGGACGAUGACGAGUGUUUAUUGAACGCUUAUUCCUGCAGCGAAUUCGCCGAGUGUCAAAACACUCCUGGCUCCUACGAGUGCACCUGUCACGAAGGCUUCACCGGCAACGGAAUUGAUUGCCGGGACAUCAACGAAUGCCUGAUAAACAAUGGAGGCUGCGACGCUAACGCCCAAUGUAUAAACACCGAGGGAUCUUUCAAGUGUGUCUGCGACGCUGGUUUUCGCGGGGACGGUUACAGUUGUCGGGACAUCGACGAAUGUUCGAACGAUCCUAGUCUCUGCGAGAAUGGGCAUUGCCUCAAUUAUCCAGGCUCGUUUCGUUGCGAGUGCGAAAUGGGAUUCAUGCAUCCGGAGGAGAACAACCAACAGGCUUGUAUCGACAUAAACGAAUGCGAGAUGUUCAGCAACCUGUGCGUUUAUGGUAAAUGCGAAAAUAUUUUCGGCAUGUUCCGUUGCGAGUGUGACGAGGGCUACAAACUCGACGGCUCCGGUGGCAAUUGCACGGACAUCGACGAAUGCGAGAGCCCACAAUCUUGUCAGUACGGAAGCUGCGUCAAUACACAGGGAAAAUAUCACUGCGAGUGUCCCAUCAAUCACGAACUCGUUGAAGCUGGAAACGCUUGUGUCGACAGACGAGAAUCGUUGUGUUUCACGGGGUACGAGCCACGAGGGAAUCGUCCCCAGUGCAUAUUCGACAUGUCAUCGUCAGUGACGAAAGCAACGUGCUGUUGUAGCAUAGGAAACGCCUGGGGCAAUCGUUGCGAGGAGUGUCCGGAGGUUGGGACCAAAGAAUUCGAAGACUUGUGUCCGGGUGGUCCCGGGUACCGGCCGAACCGAGUGACGGUCAUUUUGGAAGACAUAAACGAGUGCGAGGAGCACGAGAACAUUUGUCAAAAUGGUCAUUGCACUAACACUUUUGGCAGUUUCAUGUGCUCCUGUAACGAGGGAUUUAUUUUGGACGAAACGAAGACGAGUUGCGUUGACAUUGACGAGUGUGCUCUUCACCCUUCGAUUUGUGGGGUCGGUCGCUGCAUCAAUGAUCAGGGCAAAUACCACUGCGAGUGUCCAGAAGGCUACAUGUCAAUGCCAGGAGGCAAAGAGUGCGUCGACAUGAGGAAAGAGCUGUGUUACGUGAAUUACGAAUCCGGGCAGUGCUUCAACCCGAUGAUCCAUCCCCAAACGAAAAUGUUGUGCUGCUGUUCAAUGGGCGCAGCCUGGGGAACACCCUGCGAAAAAUGUCCGGGCGAAAGGACCCGAGAACACGAGAUUUUGUGCGGCAUGGUGCCCGGACAAAUAAUGAAUCCGAUCACGAAUCACACGGAGGAAAUUGACGAAUGUGCGCUCAUGCCGACCAUGUGUACACACGGACGUUGCCUCAACACUCCAGGAAGUUUCGAGUGCCAAUGCGACCGUGGCUACAUUUACGACGAGGAUUCUCAUCAGUGCAUCGACGAAAACGAAUGCCUCCAAUCGCCCAACCCUUGCGCCGGUAAUGCCCAGUGCAUCAACCUCCAAGGAAGCUUCGAAUGCCGAUGCCCAGCUGGCUACAAACUCGGCAUAAGUCAACGCAGCUGCAUCGACAUCGACGAGUGCUACGAGAGACCUGGCAUCUGCAGCAAUGGCGCAUGCAACAACCUCCAAGGAAGCUUCCAGUGCGUUUGUCAUUUAGGAUUUGCGCUCACGCGCGAUCGUGACAGCUGCGUUGACAUCGACGAGUGCCAGAGGAAUCCUAAUAUUUGCAACAAUGGCACCUGCGUCAAUACCCUCGGAUCUUACAAGUGUCAGUGUUACCAUGGAUUCAAACUGAGCCCCAACAACGAUUGCGCAGACAUUGACGAGUGCAGAGUGAUGCCUUUCCUGUGCAGAAACGGCAGAUGUAGAAACACCAUCGGAGCCUUCAACUGCGAGUGUGCCGAUGGUUACGUUUUGGCUCAGGAUGGACAACACUGUCGUGACAUUGACGAGUGUAAAGAAAUUCCUGGGCUGUGUCCGACGCCAGGAAGAUGCCAGAAUCUCAUGGGAUCGUACAUUUGCAGUUGUCCGCCUGGAUUCGAGUUGGAUAAUUCCAAAAGAAGAUGCGUUGACGUCGACGAGUGUGUCGAGACGAAAAACAUUUGCGAGAAUGGUCGUUGCAUUAACACCGAAGGUGGUGUCAUUUGCGAGUGUCCUGAGGGAUUCAGGCUCAGUGAGAAGGUCAAUUCGAUGACGUGCAUCGACUUCCGCGAGGAACAGUGCUACGAUCAUUUCCGACGGGGUCAAUGUUCAACGCCACGAGAAGGUGGCAUGACGAAAAAGCACUGUUGUUGUACGAUGGGCAAAGCUUGGGGCAGGAAUUGCGAUCAGUGCCCCAGAGAGCACAGCGAGGAAUUCAAAAGACUGUGUCCCGAGGGACCAGGCCGAGACGACACCGGUGUCGACCUCAACGAGUGUCUUUUCAUGCCUGACGUCUGCUCCGGUGGCGACUGCAUCAACACUGACGGUUCCUUCAGAUGCGAAUGCCCCCCAGGCUACGUUCUCGACGACACUGGACGCCGCUGCAUCGACCACGACGAGUGCCUCAGCUCACAAAACAUCUGCGGCAAUGGCACUUGCAGCAAUGUCGAGGGCGGCUUCGAAUGCUUUUGCAACAACGGUUUUGCUCCUGGUGCCAAUCAAGUCUGCGAGGACGUCAACGAGUGCCUUGAACUUGGCAAUCAAUGUGCGUUCCGAUGUCACAACGCUCCUGGAUCGUUCAGGUGCAUCUGUCCUUACGGAUACGUUUUGGCUGCGGAUGGAAGACACUGCAUAGACGUUGACGAAUGUUCCACUCCAGCGAACAACUGCAAGUUCCAGUGCAAGAAUUUGAUCGGCAGUUUCAUGUGCAUUUGCCCACCUGGAUACCAGCAAAUCGGUAUGACGGACGAGUGCAAAGACGUCAACGAGUGUUCCGUCAAUUCCGGCUUGUGUAGGAACGGGCGAUGUUUGAAUUUGGAGGGAAGCUAUCAGUGUCUUUGCCAGGAAGGUUUCGUGCAGAGCCCCGAUGGGAAAUCUUGCAUCGAUCGUCGAGUCGGUUACUGCUUCCUGAGAACAAUCAGCGGACGCUGCUCAGCGAGAACUUCCGACGUGCGAACAGUUACCAAAGCUGAUUGCUGCUGCACGAUGGGCGCAGCUUGGGGUCCCCACUGCGAAAUUUGCCCAUCGAAAGAUUCCGAAAACUACAACGAACUUUGUCUGGACAAAGGAUUUUCCGUCGACGGUCAAGAUAUUGACGAGUGCAAAGCGAUCCCUGAUCUUUGUAGAAAUGGCAUUUGCGUAAACACCCUUGGCUCUUACCGAUGCAUCUGCAACAAGGGCUACAAAACUGAUCACGCUGGCACUAUAUGUUUAGACAUCAACGAGUGUGAGCUCACACCGAAGCCCUGCAAGUUUAACUGCCAAAACACCGAGGGCAGUUUCACGUGCUCUUGUCCAUCUGGAUUCAUACUAAAUCCGGACGGCGUUAAUUGUCGGGAUCUCGACGAAUGUGCAACUGGCAAUCAUUUGUGUCAACAGCAGUGCAUCAACACCGAGGGCAGCUACACCUGCAGCUGUCGAGACGGCUAUACUCAACACGGAGAUUCCUGUCACGACAUCAACGAAUGCGAGCAGCACGGAACUUGCCCGAAACCAGGAACUUGCAUAAACACUCUCGGAAGUUUCCGGUGUAUUUGCCCGAGAGGAUUCAAGCUCGAUCACACUGGAACUUUCUGCACCGAUAACAACGAGUGUGCGGACGAUGGAAAUUGCGAACAUGGAUGUCAGAAUUUAAUGGGAAGUUAUCGAUGCGGAUGUCCCGAAGGAUUCGUUCAGCAUCUAUAUUACAAUCAAUGUAUAGACGAGAACGAGUGUUCGAAUUCGCCGUGCGGUGAAAACGCUUGUAUCAAUACAAUCGGUAGUUACAAAUGUGGCUGUCCGGAUGGUUAUCAAUUUGACAAUAAUUUGCAAAUUUGUGUUCAGGUGAGCGCUGGCUGCAUGGGAAGUCCUUGCGCUUUUGGCUGCACCCCGAACGGGCCAAAUGGCUUUUUGUGCGGUUGUCCAACGGGUUACCAAAGAAUAGGUCAAGGUCAUUGUCUCUCAACGAUAAAUCCCAUAGCACAGGGAAACUAUGGCGAAGAGAUUGGAAAUGUACCAACCUUUUCGAUAAACUCGGACUCGUAUCACGUGCCGCCGAGUGACGACAAGAUUAUUUCCACCGAGGGAUGUUUCUCUUGCAAAAUCAACAAUAACAAAGAACGUCACAGAAGAGGAACGAAAGUGCACUCGUUAUCGAGCAACAAAACCAUCGGUGCGAAAGCGUCGGGGAAAAAACGUGUGUCACGAAAAGCCAAGCGACAUCAUCACGGUGAAGAGAAAAUCCUCAAAUUGAAUCUUCACCAAACGAAACACAAAAUGCGAGUAAUCAAACUGCAGCCUGCGAUCAAGGACGAAAAAGUGGAGUAUUCUAUAGUACGUGGUAACAAGAACAACCAUUUCGAGAUCGUGACCGAGCAAGGAAUAUCGGCCCUGCAUUUCCGCAACCGUCUCAAGCGAGCUGGAGAAUUCAAUAUCGUGAUACACGGCAAGCCUAAAAACGGAAUAACGGCGGAGAAUGAAAUUUGGGAAAAGCCACUAACGUUCAGGGUGCACCUAGUAGUGUCCGAAUAAUAAUAGUAAUAAUAAUAAUUAUUAUUAUUAUUAUAAGAGUAACCAUUUCGUCUUCUGAUUAAGAAAUACUUUUCUGUCGUCUUUUGUUAUAAUCGUUAGUCUUCUAGCAGACGAAGGUGGAUACGUAACGACGAAAAGAAAAGUGAGGAAACAAAAAAAGGAGAAAAUAUGCAAACAGCAAGACCGUGACGUGCUCGCUAUUUACGCCGCUUAGAUAAAUAAGUAAUACAAUGUUUCUCGAAACGAGAUAUCGAAGCAAAGAUAACGAUUCGAAAAACGAAAUAUUAACAUUAUGAUUAAAUUAUAAAAUGAAAUUGACUUGCCCGUUAAACUAGGAAGAGAAAAGCUAACGGAAACGUAAUUCGUCACUGCCGAGGUGCCUUUCUUCGGAGCAAGCAUUUUCAUCGCGAUUUUCAACUUUUCCGGAUAACACGUGUAUCAUAUUUAUCCCGUUUUAUUAUUAUUAUUGUUAUUAUUAUUAUUAAUAAUUAUUGAUUAUUAAUUAUUAUUCAACAACGUAAAGUUGAAAAGUAAAAAAAAACGUCUAAAAUGGGAGGAGAAAAGAGAAGAAAACGAAGAAACUGCCAAAUCGUGUUCAAAUCUUCCGAGCACAUUUUAUCGUAGCUAAUCUAACGUCUAACUUUUAGGAUGUAACAAAUGUAUCUUGACAUCAAAGAGUCGUAGUAAAGUUCAUAGAAUAUUUCAUUUUCAUUCGAGUUCUUCCUUGGACCAAUUUAUCAAAGGUUUAUUUAUAUCGGAAAUUUUCACUUCGGAUUACCAAACGAUAAAAUGUACGUAUUUUUAUGUUUUUUUGUGUCAAGUACUUUUUGUUUGAACAAUAAAUCGUGUGUCUAAAGUU